Peronospora farinosa is the source of this 1035-nucleotide messenger RNA. The record is from the annotation of a GenBank genome assembly. Lineage: Eukaryota; Oomycota; Peronosporomycetes; Peronosporales; Peronosporaceae.
AUGGCACGGAAGAAGAAUGACAUCUCGUCACAGAAGCGUCGGCUUACUGGCAGCCGCUUGGGCAGCAAUACGAAGAGACAACGCCAGGAUAUACAGAAGAAGACACUCACCCAAGUUUAUGCACCUGAUGAUGCCGUAUUAGUACUGGGGGACGGCGAUUUCUCCUUUUCUCGUGGUCUCAUCAAACACCGCGGCACUGGCCGUGGAGUGCUCGCGACGUCUCUUGACUCGGAGAAUGAGGUCCGCAGGAAAUAUCCAAACGCUCAGGAGUGCAUUGCAGCUGUGCAAUCUGCGCACGGUCUUGUGUUGCACGAUGUGGACGCUACGAAGCUGCUUGAGUUGCCUCGACACUUGAAGAUUGGCACGGGCAUGAAGACAGUCCCAGACUUUUUCCAGUACAUUAUCUUCAAUUUCCCACACAGUGGACAGCAACGUGUACAUAUCAAUCGAGCGCUGUUGCUAAACUUCUUUGAAAGUGCACGGGAUCGACUUUUAGUGCAUGGAGAAGCUCACGUGACGCUCAAGACGCGACCCCCUUACUCCAACUGGUUCAUUGAGGAUCAAGCCAAGAAAGCUGGGUUUGUAAUGAAAGACCGACGGAAGUUUGAUGUUCGCCUAUUUCCUGGCUAUCGUCAUCGUACGACGGACCCACAAGCCAAAACAUUUGAGCCAAAUCUUUGCGUCACAUAUGUAUUUGUCGUUCAUCGGUCUAAAUACCCCUUUCAGAAUAGUCGAGCAGCUUUAACCGCGGCAAGUGCUGAGAUUGCAGCUACUCAAGCGAGUGAGCAGCACGACCUGGCGACUGCAAUUGUCAACAUUGCAAAUGCUCAGGCGGCUCUUAACAAGAACAAGAACGUCAAGACUCGUGGCGUUGCUGUACGUACUGAAGAGCCGACAAUGCCAAGGAAGAGACCUAUCGCCAUUGUGGUCUGUCCCGAAAAACAGGCAACGAAGACUCGACGUAUUGCUCAGGUCACGCCGCACGUUUCGUGGAAACCUUUGCACAGGCAUUUAGGAGGAACCUGUUUCUGGUGA